This is a messenger RNA of Drosophila willistoni, 3145 nucleotides long. Its product is annotated as ecto-NOX disulfide-thiol exchanger 2. The transcript is spliced from 7 exons. Gene Ontology annotation, molecular function: RNA binding; protein-disulfide reductase activity. Lineage: Eukaryota; Metazoa; Arthropoda; Insecta; Diptera; Drosophilidae. The record is from RefSeq and is a predicted model, not a curated record. Gene Ontology annotation, biological process: ultradian rhythm. Bases 101 to 2728 code for a protein of 875 amino acids. Gene Ontology annotation, cellular component: external side of plasma membrane; plasma membrane.
AUGAGUAAAUAUGUUUUCCACUUUUUGCCCUUCUCUUCGCGUCUUCUAAGGUGAAACGGACACGAAAAAAGGAGCAGAUUUUGUGGCCCGUUAAUUAAAAAUGUUGCCACUCUUUGGGACCAUGCCGAAUGGCGUCAGUUUGCCAAAUCAUCCGAAUUUUCUUAAUCAACUAGCAGCUGCAAUAUCCACCACAACAAACACAACAAUACCUGGCGGCGGAGGAGCAGGUGGCGUCGGGACAUCAUCAACAUCGCCCAAUAACAAACAGUCCAUCAGCAAAAUGAAACCAACAAAUGCGGCGGCAGCAGCGGCGGCAGCUGCAGCAGCAGCAGCAGCAGCAAUUGCCAACCAGACCCAAGGUAGUGCUCCCAUGGAUCUGGAGAAUGAAGGCGAAUUGGAUGGCUUGGAGACGGUGGCUGCAAAACCUGUAGAUAAGCUUGCCAAUACCACAACACCCACCACAUCGUUGAGCCUGCCCGAUGCCCAGCUCUAUUUAAAUGGUCUGAUGCAUACGCCAUCUGGUUAUCUAUAUUUUCCUGCAGCUGCCCAGAAUCCGGGGCCAGGAGGCACACAGCCAACAGCUGGUCAAACGGCAGCAACGGCGGGUGGUGCAGGAGCGGCAGGUGGUGGGGCAGCAGCGGUUAGUGGACCAACUGGUACUGCUGGUGGCGGUGGCUCAGCGAAUGCCAAUGCCCAAAUGUUAAUGGAUCCCACGGCCAUGAUGGCAGCGGCAAUGCAACAAAUGCAACAUAACUAUGCCGCUGCCGGCUAUGCAGCAGCAGCGGCAGCAGCUGGCAUGCCCACCGAUGGAGUGGGCGUGGCUGUAGAGGCUGCUCUAGCCGGGGAUGCACCGGCUGGCCUCAAGGAGGUGAUCAAGACCAAGAAUUGCAUACUCUUUCCACCCAAUCCGAAUGCCCCGCCACCGACAAUUCGAGAACGUCCGCCCGGUUGCCGGACUGUGUUUGUUGGCGGUCUACCCGAAAAUAUCACCGAAGAGGUGAUACGUGAAAUAUUCGAAUCCUGCGGCGAAAUCACCACCUUGCGCAUGUCCAAGAAGAAUUUCUGUCACAUACGCUAUCGCCAUGAAACGGCCAUCGAUCGAGCUAUAUAUCUGUCGGGCUAUCGUCUAAGGAUAUCCACCCUGAAUGAGCCCCCGAAUUUUGGUCGCCUGCAUGUGGACUAUGCCCAGGCGCGGGAUGAUCAAUAUGAUUACGAGUGCAGGCAGCGGCAAUUGCAACGCGAGCAGAGGCAUCGCGAACGCAUGUCCCUGGAUCGCCUACGCUCCCAAUCUCCUCCGCCCAUACCCCAUUAUACGGAUCAUGAGGCCACAGCCGUGGCGGAGCAUUUGAGAAAUAAUGAGACUUUUGUAAAGGCCAUCCAGACCAUAACGGCAUGGUUGGAGCGAGGGGAUUGCACCAAGCGCAAUGCGAAUGUCUUCUAUUCGAUGAUCCAGAGCACUCAUGCCCAUGUGAGGCGUUUGCAUACGGAUAAGCUGCAACUGGAGGAGGAUUUACGCAAGGCCAGGGAAUGCUAUCGCAAGCAAAUGGGCACCAUGUCCACGCAAUUCACUCAGAUUGAAAAAGUGUUCAAUGCCGCUAGUCACAAGAAGGUUUGGGACCAUUUCACCAAAGCCCAAAGAAAAAACAUCGAUCAAUGGAAGAAAUUAGCCACGGAACUGCGCACAGUGCAAAUCGACGAUGAUGAAAUGGAAAUCUCUGACGAUGAGCGAGACUAUGAAAGCAGACGCAGUGGCAAACGUACACGCUACGAUAGUGAAGGUCUCAAAGAUGAGAAUGAUUCACUGCGCUGUCAACUGGAGGCCAUACGGCAUGAGAUGUCCUUGGAGCGCAGCGAUUAUGUGCAACGUGAGAAGCAAAUCAAAGUGCUGCAGGAGACCAUAAGAAAUAUGCAAACCCAAUUGCUGCAGACCAAAUUGCGUGAACAGAAGGAUACAAAAAUUAUUGAUCAAUUGGAAAGGAAUCUCAAGGAUGCGGGCGUUAAGCAAUUGCUACUAAAAACCAAAAUAAAAGAGACUGUCGAUAAGUUAAAGGAUCGUGAGGCGAAUAGUGCCAGUGCCUCGAAUGCUUCCAAUCUAGAUUACAAUAGUAGCAACAAUGCGGAAGAUGAAGACGACGACGGAGAUGAUGAUGAUGACGACGAUGAUGAUGUUGUCGCCGAUGCCAAGCUAGCAGCUCCUUCACAUCCACAACAGACAGUUGAAAUGGAAAUAAUUGAUAUAGAUAAAGUUGAUGAUGAUGUGCGCAUUAUAGAGCAUCAAAGUGGAGUUGUUGAAAUCCAUGAGAUUGAAGAUGAUGAGAAAGUGGAAACGGCAUCAGCUAACACAUCUCCAGCAGCUGCAACUAUAGCUGUGACUGAAGCAGAGCCAAAGGCAAAUGCAAUAGAUAUAUCAAAGGCUGAUAAAUUGGAUACUGAAGCAAAGACUGCUGCUGCUGCCACACAGGAAGAGACAACCAUUCAAGAAAGCAAUGGCUUCAGAUCGUUGGCUCUGUCGGAGGCAAAAGUUAUUGCAUUGACUUCUGCCUAUUUAGUUUUACAUCCCCAUGGAGCUGAAAUCUCUAGCAUUUGCAACUAUUUACAUGAAAUGCUUCUUAAAUCGGAACUGGAACUGAAAAGCCAUACUGAUCUUGCCAAUAUACUCAAAAAGUAUACAAAUCUAUUUAAAUCUGAACUAACAAAAUGGAAAUUUUGUGGUUUUGCGGAAUCUUAGUGAGAAUACUUUACCUCUCUCUAUGAGGCGGAAUGAUAGAUUCUUGACUAUAUGAUCCCCCCCACAGUUACACAGAUUACUAAAACCAACAAAUACAAAUGAUGAAUGCUUUAAUUAAUCUAUAUAUGUAUACAUAUUUACUCUAUGUUGAAGAUGAAGAAUGAGACACAGAGACAUAAUGUUUUAAAUGCAAUCACAAAUGCAAAAUGUGAGAGACCAGUUCCAAAUUUUAUGGGCAAAAAUACUAAUUAUAGUUAACUAAAUCUCUAAUAAUCGCAAGAUUAUUGGUCUGAUGGAAUACACCACAAAUGAAAUACAAACGACAAAGAAAACAAAACAAAAAAAAAAUGAACUACCGUUUCAAUUAUUUAAACAAUUACGCUUAGACACUUAAGCUACAUUAUACACAUACAUACA